This is a messenger RNA of Ziziphus jujuba (common jujube), 2107 nucleotides long. Its product is annotated as RNA demethylase ALKBH9B. Gene Ontology annotation, biological process: mRNA catabolic process. The transcript has 6 exons. The coding region runs from base 250 to 1809 and encodes 519 amino acids. The record is from RefSeq and is a predicted model, not a curated record. Gene Ontology annotation, molecular function: mRNA binding; demethylase activity. Lineage: Eukaryota; Viridiplantae; Streptophyta; Magnoliopsida; Rosales; Rhamnaceae.
AAGACCUCACAAAAAGGAAAGUCUUUCUCUAUUCUUCUUCUUUCAGAGGAAGGAAAAGAAAAAGUAAAAAAAAGAAAAGAAAGAAAACGUAGCAGUAGCACAGAGGAAAAGUUGCUUGGAAAAUCUUGUAUUCGAAUACUGGUCUUCAAACUUUGUAUUAGAAAGAGCAACGCAAAGCACAAUUUUGCUUAAUCCACACCCUCUCUCUCUCUCUCUCUCUCUCUCUCUCUCUCUUUGUGAUUCUUUACCAUGAACGAACGCACAAACAGACCCGUCGAUCCGUUUCUCUUGAACUAUCAGCCCCGCGACCUCGAAAUCGCUUCGGAGUUCCUCGGCACUUGGCUUCCUUUCCUCUCCAGAGAUCUCUGCCAUCACUGCACCGAUACCCUCUCCGAUCGUAUUCGUUCUCUCGAACCAGCAUUUAAGGGUGAUUCUACGCCCGGAAAUGUGGACAACAAGUCUAAAGCUUCAACCUCGAAUAAUGUGGAAGAGGAUGAGGAGGAGGAGGCUAACGAUAAUCAUGAUGAUAAUGAUGAUAAUUGUGAUGUGAAUUCGCCUGGGAGUUGGAAAGGUGAAGCAUCCGGAUCGUCCGAACAUGUUGUAGAAGAAGCUUCUACAAACGAAUUGUCUGGUGGGUCACCUCCCAUUCAGACCCCAAGUCCUCGAAUGUCUUGGGCAGAUAUGGCCCAAGAAGAUGAGCUUGAAGAAGAGGUGGAGGAAAAAGAAGAAGAAGAAGAAGACGACAAUGAAUAUGAAGAUAAUGAAUCUAAUAAGCGAACGGUGAAUAUAAAUAAUUCCACCGGAGAGUUAACGAUAUCUAAGGUUGUUGAAAAGCCCAAAUUGUCUAGGGAACAAAGGGAGUAUCUUAGAUUAAUGAAAGUCGAGAGGAAGAAAGAUUUUAUCUGUUUGGAGAGGUUUAAGGGGAAGAUAGUCAACAUUCUCCAGGGAGUCGAACUCCAUACAGGAAUUUUCAGUGCUGCAGAACAGAAGCGGAUAGUGGACUACAUUUACAAGCUUCAGGAGAAGGGUAAAAAGGGUGAAUUUAAAGAACGUACAUAUACAGCACCUCAAAAGUGGAUGAGGGGCAAGGGACGUGUAACUAUUCAAUUUGGGUGUUGUUACAACUAUGCAGUGGAUAAAAAUGGUAAUUCACCUGGAAUCCUUUAUAAUGAAAUGGUGGAUCCUAUACCAGAUUUCUUCAAGGUGAUGAUUAGGAGGCUGGUCAGAUGGCAUGUACUUCCACCAACCUGUAUUCCUGACAGUUGCAUUGUCAACAUAUAUGAAGAAGGGGACUGUAUUCCUCCUCAUAUUGACAACCACGACUUUGUUCGACCGUUUUGUACUGUUUCAUUUCUAAGUGAAUGUAAUAUAGUUUUUGGCUCGAACUUAAAGGCUGUCAGUGCUGGUGAAUUUGCGGGUGCAAUUGCCAUCUCGUUACCGGUGGGAUCUGUUCUUGUGUUGAAUGGAAAUGGGGCUGAUGUGGCUAAGCACUGUGUCCCUGCAGUACCUACAAAGAGGAUAUCAAUAACAUUUAGAAGAAUGGAUGAAUCAAAGAGACCUCUUGGAUAUGCGCCGGAAUCUGAUUUACAGGAUAUUCAACCAUUGUCGUUUGAUGUGGAGAAGACAAAUAGGACAAAUUCUCAUUCUCCUGAAGCUGGACGAUAUGUCGUAAGGAGGCAGCAGCCAAUAGCGAAUAGAAGAGUAGGCAAUAUGGAUGGAAGAGGUUCUGGUAGAAGAAGUGAUUUUCGAUCAGAAUAUCCAGAGUCAGCCUGGAGUCGAAGAGGAUUUGGAAACUGGCGGAGGCACUGAGUCAAAUUGGAUAGCUAAAGGCCCGGCCCAAGUUUUAUUUUUGGCCUUAGUAUAAAAAGAAGUAAUGGGUUUUUUUUUUUUUUUUUUUCUAUAUAUAUAUAUAUAUAAAGGAAAAUUAAAUAGUAUUUGAUUAAUUUUGUUACCAUUUCUUUUCCUUUGCUAUGAAUAGAGUGGGGGGUAUUUGGCUUGAAGCAUAUCCUUUAUUGUUUUUACACUUUGUUCAGAUGGAUGUGUGAUUAAUCAUCUUGUGUAAGGGAUGUUGAUAAUUAUUGUAAUUUUUAUUUUUAUUUUUCCAUAA